CCACGAGGCAUCGGUCGCCCGUUGUAAACUGGCAAAGAAAAUGAGUUCAUUCGCAUCGUGCUGAUGCAACGUGGGCUCAACCCGUUUAUAUAACAGAGACGAUAAUAAACGCAUCGGUGAAUUCAAGGCAAGCUUGGAUGAGCUGUCAAUACUCAUCCCAUGUGCAAAAGCUAAAUUCCCGUCCAGUGUUACGAACAGCAAGUGAUCUAUAAGCACGAGAAUGGGCGACAGAGCACCAAUUUAUACAUCGGAAACAACUGGCUCCGACGACACCGGCAAUGGUUCCGAAGGCACGCCGUUCAAAACGGUGUUGCGUGCAAUGCAUUACGCGAAGCAAGAGCCUUUUCCAGAUAUUUUCGUGGACAGCAAGGACAGUAGUGUAAAAUAUGAGCUGAUCAGCCAGGCGCAAAAAAAGAAAAUUAAAAAAAUAUGGGUGCGUGAGUGUUACAAAGAUGCUGAUAAAGCUGCUGCAAUCGAAAAACGUGAAGCUGAGGAUGCCGCACGACGCGAGCAGAACCUGGAGGAAGCAAAGAAGAUUGUUAUUGCAGAGGACCCCAGUUUGCCCAAAGCAAUGGAGAUGAAAAUUCGUGAACUUACGAAGAACAAAGGUAAACGAAUGCGUGUGUUCGGCUGGGUACACAAUCUGCGGCGUCAAGGCAAAGCUAUCAUGUUUGUUGUACUUCGUGAUGGUACCGGAUUUUUGCAGUGCGUGCUUAGUGACAAGCUAUGUCAAACUGUUAAUGCACUCAAGUUGACUACCGAAUGCACGGUUUUAAUCACAGGCAUAGUGAAUGAUGUUCCAGAAGGCAAAUCGGCGCCAGGAAAUAUCGAGUUGCUGGCUGACUAUUGGGAGAUGAUUGGAGAAGCUCCCGCUGGUGGUAUCGAUAACGUUAUCAAUGAUGAAAGCCAUGUCGAUGUUUUACUCGAUAACAGACAUCUAGCACUGCGUAGCGAGACGUUGAGCAAAAUUAUGAAGGCCCGGUCGGUAAUCAUGCAGUGUUUCCGAGACCACUUUUUUGAACGUCACUAUACAGAAGUAUUUCCUCCUACACUUGUCCAGUGUCAAGUCGAGGGCGGUUCUACACUGUUUAAGUUGGACUAUUUCGGAGAGGAAGCCUACCUAACGCAAAGUUCACAGCUUUACCUCGAAACCAUGCUACCCUCUCUAGGAGACGUAUUCUGCGUCGCAAUGUCAUACCGAGCCGAACAAUCACGCACGCGCCGCCAUUUGGCUGAAUACACUCACAUCGAAGCAGAGUUCGUGUACAUAACUUUCGACGAGCUGCUCAACAGGAUUGAAGAUAUGAUCGUUGAUGUCGCUGAGCGUGCUAUGAAAUCGCCUAUUGGCGAGAUUAUCAAGGAGCUGAACCCGUCGUUUGAGCCUCCUAAAAAACCAUUUAAGCGAAUGACUUACGUCGAUGCUAUUGAAUACUGUCGCGCUCACGAUAUCCUAAAAGAAGAUGGAACUCACUUUGAUUUCGGAGACGACAUACCCGAGAUGCCAGAAAGAAAAAUGACGGACCAAAUAGGAGAGCCGAUUCUACUCAAUAGGUUCCCUGCUGAGAUUAAAAGCUUUUACAUGCAGCGAGACGCCGCCGACAACCGAGUUACGGAAUCCGUUGAUGUAUUAAUGCCUGGCGUCGGUGAAAUAGUGGGUGGAUCAAUGAGGGUUUGGAAGGAGGAAUCACUCACAGAAGGGUUCAAACGCGAGAACAUCGAUAUGGCUAACUAUUUCUGGUACAUCGACCAGCGUCGCUUCGGAACGUGCCCCCAUGGAGGUUUCGGUCUAGGAUUCGAACGGUUCCUUACCUGGAUACUCGGAAGAUAUCACAUUAGAGAUGUAAUAUUGUAUCCACGCUUUGUCGGACGUUGCAAGCCCUAACGUAUGUGUUUGAGUGAUAGAGGCUGAAUCUUGAAGUGAGCAAAAAAAAGUACUGACACUGAACGGCAGACGUCUAGAUUCCAGUGUCGACCGUAUUGGCGCAUGUAUGCUCGUUUGACCUUUCCAUACUUUAUCUAAAUAAAUUUCUAUUCAUGGACCUAUAAUGUACUUAAUUCAAUGUGAUGAAAAUGAGAGUAGCUUUACACACUUCGUCGAGCAACGAUUACACACACAGUCUUAGUAUGUGACCAUUUCGACCUACUCAUGGUAGCAAAUGUCGAUUAUGAAGGCUUUUUUUAAAUAAGCACUUUUAGCUUUUUUAGGUAUGAGCGACGGGGACAACCGGAGUAAAUAGGCCGAACUUUCAAUAAUUUGGUCUUGUUAUGAUGUUUAAUUUUCGUGAAAUUAUAGCUCCAUGCUUUAGGGCAUACAUCUAAGACGUUACUUGUAUACUUAAAGGGCUUGAUAAUAACAAUGCUUCGAUUAGAUUCCCAUGCGUGAGCUAAAUUGUUGAAGUUGAAACGUCAU
Molecule: messenger RNA, 2410 nt
Organism: Varroa destructor (honeybee mite)
Lineage: Eukaryota; Metazoa; Arthropoda; Arachnida; Mesostigmata; Varroidae
Gene: AsnRS
Product: asparagine--tRNA ligase
Biological process (GO): asparaginyl-tRNA aminoacylation
Cellular component (GO): cytoplasm
Molecular function (GO): asparagine-tRNA ligase activity; ATP binding; nucleic acid binding
Source: RefSeq, a predicted model, not a curated record